AUGGACACGAAGCGAUGCAUACAUUUUCAGUACUUCUUUCAUAUUAAACUGGUGGAGCAACACGACAUCCACAUCAACAAGGCGAGUAGUUAUCGUCGCAGGAGGGUCUUACCUGUCGCUGCCUUGACAGCCCAAAGGACGCUCGGAGCCGAAAUGAAAGUAGAUCACAUACUACUUCGACUUCCGGUGGCCUUCAUCUCUCUGCGGGAAGUGGUAUGUUCCUGGGCUGCGGGAAGUGGUAUGUUCCAUGGAACAAAUGAAGAUGGUGAUGGGCAAAGAGAAGCACAAGCUGUACGAAAAAGUGAGGAGGAUGAGGCGUUGGAUUCCGAUAUUGGAAAAAUGCUUUUAUUAAGGCAGAC
This is a messenger RNA of Amoebophrya sp. A25, 359 nucleotides long. The record is from the annotation of a GenBank genome assembly. Lineage: Eukaryota; Dinophyceae; Syndiniales; Amoebophryaceae.